Messenger RNA from Chelmon rostratus (copperband butterflyfish), 1701 nucleotides. It is a transcript of the gene slc43a1b, whose product is annotated as solute carrier family 43 member 1b. Gene Ontology annotation, molecular function: neutral L-amino acid transmembrane transporter activity; L-amino acid transmembrane transporter activity. Lineage: Eukaryota; Metazoa; Chordata; Actinopteri; Chaetodontiformes; Chaetodontidae. The transcript has 14 exons. Gene Ontology annotation, biological process: neutral amino acid transport; transmembrane transport. The record is from RefSeq and is a predicted model, not a curated record. The coding region runs from base 1 to 1701 and encodes 566 amino acids.
AUGGCUCCCAGCUUAGCCCAGGCGUACCGGCGGAGGUGGUGGAUGGCCCUCACAGCCAUCAUAGAGAACCUGCUCUUCUCCGCUGUUCUGCUGGGCUGGGGCUCGCUGCUCAUCAUGCUGAAGAAUGAAGGCUUUUACUCCCACCUUUGUAUUGAAAACGAGACUGUCCACACCAACAUGACCUCCAUGGAGAGCGGUGAUUGGCAGACUUGUGUGGAGCAGGAAGAGAUAUUGAAUCUCGGCUUCACCAUCGGCUCGUUCCUCUUGAGUGCAGCCACUUUACCCCUGGGGAUCUUGAUGGACAGAUAUGGGCCACGCCCGCUGAGGCUCAUUGGCAGUGCAUGUUUCGCAUCUUCCUGCGCAAUGAUGGCUGCCGCUUCAUAUGACCCUGAAGUGCUUUCUUUCCUCAUCUUCCUUGCUGUCUCUUUCAACGGCUUUGGAGGAAUCUGCCUGACCUUCACCUCACUCACACUGCCUAACAUGUUUGGUAAUGUACGAUCGACCAUCCUCUCCCUGAUGAUCGGCUCCUACGCUUCCUCAGCUGUCACCUUCCCCGGUGUCAAGUUGAUUUAUGACCUUGGAGUGCCGUUCUGCAUCAUCAUGUGGGUUUGGUCUGGUAUGGCCUGCACGGUCUUCCUCAACUGCUUUCUAAACUGGCCUGCUGAAUCCUUCCCUGCACCUGAAGACAUCAGAUACACUAAAAGAGUGAAGCUGAAUGGGGUUGUGACAGAGGACAAGCUGACUGGGGACAGAUACGUCACCCAUGUGACUCUUAUGGAAGACGAAAUGGGAGCCAAGCAGCCAGAACGCGAGCAGCCAGACUCCCAAACUACAAACGAGGGCUCAGUGUCGCUUUGUCAUUCUAUGUGCUCGCCCAUCUUCCUGUGGAGUCUCAUCACCAUGGCAAUGACCCAGCUGAGGCUCAUCUUCUUCAUGGGUGCCAUGAAUAAGAUGCUGGAGUUCCUGGUCACUCACGGCAACCCCAACCCUUCAGAAGAGCUGCAGAACGAAGUGGAUGAACAAGUGGGUUUCUACUCAUCUAUCUUCGGUACCAUGCAGCUGCUUUGUCUACUGACCUGUCCUUUGAUUGGCUACAUCAUGGACUGGAGGAUGAAGGAGUGUGAAGAGGAAAAUGCAAACACACAAGUAGAGAGGAGCCAAUCAGUUCCCCCAAAGAGAAGCAGAAAGAUCCAGAAACUGACCAAUGCCAUGAGAGCUUUCAUCUUCACCAACAUUCUGUUGGUCAUCUUUGGAAUAAUUUCCUUGAUUGACAACCUGCCCAUACAGACCGUGUCUUUUGUUCUGCAUACCAUCGUGAGAGGAUUUAUCCACUCCUGCUGUGGAGGUCUCUACGCUGCUGUGUAUCCAGCCAACCACUUUGGGACAUUGACAGGCAUGCAGUCAAUGAUCAGUGCUGCUUUCGCAUUGCUCCAACAGCCGCUGUUCAUAGUGAUGGUGGGACACCUCAGUGGAGAUCCUUACUGGAUCAAUUUGGGCCUUCUCAUCUUCUCCCUGGCUGGCUUCCUGUUGCCAGGCUAUCUCUUCUUUCACCGUAGAAACCUGAUCAGGGCAAAGGCAGAGCGUGAUAGGCUGGCUACCAGCCAACCAGACAAAGAGAAUGGACCUCUAACCCAAACAGAUAGUGGAACUGCAAAGAGUCGAGCCAAUGGGCAUGCAGGCAAUGGAUACACACCGUGCUAG